AGUAGCUACGGAAAGCGGAACCAAAACAGACAGUGCUGUGUUUCUGGUUUGUUUGUGGAGGCACUUAGUGAAUUAGUUUGAGUGUUUGUAUCAGUGACGGUGAACAGGUCUAUAGAGCAGCCUGUUACAACCGGCAGAGGUGCAGCAUGGUCUCCACGGUCCAGAAUACCGACGUGCAGCAGAAAGAUGCUGAGCAUGCAGUGGUGGUGGCUGUAACGUUUCAUGCAGUCUUUGACUCGGGAGCCAGGACCGACGAUGGCGUGUACGAAGUAGGCGUCGCCUUUCCACUGCUGCAGGCGCUGCAGAAAGUGAACGAGCGCCUGCUGGAGAAAAAUCCCGCCGAGUCUCUGCUGUUUGACGUGGUUCUGAUCACCACCGACAGCCAGCAACAGCAGCAGAGCUCCCACAUCACCAGCAGCACCAGACAUUACGGUCUUGAAGUCAGCAGAUUCUGUUUUUCCAGUGAGGAGGACUUUACUGAGAGUCUACUGAAAAAUAAAGUGCAGCUCUUCCUGUCAACAGACAGCAACGAGGCGUUGCAGGUGUCAAAGAAAGGUAUUCUCGCGGCGCUGCUAGGAGAGUACACAGCCUCCUGUCCAUCAGAACAGCUCAGAGUUCUGUUCUGUGGGGACGCCGUCAUCUGGCCUGAUGCUGAGCCAGCGCCAGAGAGCAGACAGGCUGCUCAGAGCUUCUCAGCUCAGCUGGGAGAGAUGCGACAGAGGUUCGGCAUGUUCGACAGUCCUCUCAACAUCGCCCUACUCACGUCACAUGGUGGCAGGGAAAGCUGCGGCAGCGCCCUGUUGACGCUGCGCUCCCUCGGCGUCAGUGCGGAUGAAGCAUACUGCCUGGCAGGGGCCCCCCGUAGUCCCAUGCUGACCCUGCUCAGACCUCAUUUCCUAGUCAGCUGCCUAGAUGACUGACGACAUCCUGACCGCGACUGUCUUUGGAACAAGCUGCAAAAGCCUCAGACUAAGCACAAAGUUAACUUCAGUUAACUGGUUAAUCUUAUUCAGCCUUAAAGAACCAGUGAGGGAUCCAAAGUGAAAUCCUCCUAACAAAAGUGUUACAUUAAAGUGGCAACAGUUUCAUUUGAUGUAUUCAUAAUGGUUUAAAUGCUAUUUUGUGAUGCUUGGCUAGGAUGAUUGAGGUGGAAGUUAUUUUUCAAGGGUGUAUAUACAGUAUUUGGCUAUGCAAGGACAGCAGUAUAUAAAGUAGUAUAUUAAAUUUAGUUUAUUGCACAGGUGUCAUACAUAUGGCCCUGGUGGGCCAAGUCGGUCAAAUCGGCCCACCAGAGGGUGUAAUCUGGUCCGCAAAGUGACAAAAUUACAUAGAAGACAAGGCAUUUUUUCAUUGAAAAUAACUUCUACCCCUAAUUUUAGUCGGAGAACUGGACAGAACACACCACUGAGACCCAGGACUGCAGAGAAGACAGCAAUGUACCUAAAAUGGACUUGGUUUACUGUAUAUGCUGCUGACAUCCUGUGAUUCAAAUGAAAAAAUAAAUAUUACAAUACAAAUAAUUAAUUGGAUACAGUAUGUUAAAUAUGUCAUGUUUUCAUUGAAAUAUCUUGCUUUUGUAUUUUAAUUUCUAACCCAGUCAAGUACAACAUUACUUUUACAAAGCUGUUAUUCAGGAUUUUGUCACAUAGUUGAGUAUCAUUCAGUCCGGAACAACACCAUAACCCACUCAGACCUCAACAAUAAACAAAGUGUUGAGAGCCACAGUGUUUACAUUAACUGAAAAGGGAUACAUUAGCAUAACCACAUAAAAUUAUAAAUGUACUGCUUCUUUGCUAGCUAUGGUAUUUAACCAAGUACAUUUUAAUGGUCUCGGACAUUUUCUUAUUUAGCAGGAUUAUAUGACAUUAUCUGGCAUUUGCAGAUAAAUGCCUGGUGAUUCUAAAUUGGGAACUGUUGUCUGUCUGCCCUGUUGCCCUAUAUAUGUAUAUAUAUAUAUAUAUAUAUAUAUAUAUAUAUAAAUUUAAAACCCAUCCAUCCUUUGAGUGGCACAAAUGAUACUUGCUUUUUUUUUCUUGCUGUAAUGUAUGAAGGUGGCUAGCAGGUGGCAGCAGAGAGAUUCAUUCAGUAAAACCUGCAUUGUAGGGACUGGAAGAGAAUAAAAGUGAAGGACAUGAAAUUGUUGAUGAUAAACAACAAAAACAUCAAACUGGUGCUAGUACAUAAUUCAAUUUCCUGUUUCCUGUGAACUACAGAGUGUGAGCAGCACUAUAAUAACUGCAGUUCCAGUAGAUGUUGAUGUUUCCACCUGGAAUUAAAAAAAAAAAAAACUCCUCUUUUAACUGAUUUCUAAAAACGCCAUUUGAUAUUUUUUGUCAUAAACUCCUACACAACAAACAACAUUCAGUAUAAAAACUUCCCUCAGUUGAUCCAUCUCAUAUUGUACAGAGAGGAAUCAGAUGGUGCUCAGUCAAGCCAUCAGUAAUGGAGUGCCACAGGGCUCUUUCCUUGGUCCGUCACUAUUUACUGUACAUAAAUAACUUCAUUCACCUCAGUUGUCCAACACCUUUUUCUUUAAAAAUUAUAGGCUCAGUCUUAUUUUGGCUUGUAGGAUUAGUAAAGGUAGUGAAUCACAUUCACUUGAUUCUUUCUCGUUAUCUUCCGAUUUUAACUGCAGGAAUGAGAAAAAUAAUGGGUUUAGUUACUUACGCAUCCAACACUUCAUACCAAAAACUAAAGGCUCUCUGUCUUUUUAAAACUAUAGAAAAAAUAUUCUGCAGUCAUUUGUGAUUUAUUCUUCUGGGCACUUUGGAUUGUGGAGAUGUUCUUUGAUAUUAUACACAAUUGGAUGGACUUCAUGCACAGGAAUUAACAUUUAUCUCAUGAUAUGAAUCUAAAGUAAAAUAAAUAAAGUGUAUAUGUACUGUUAAA
Mugil cephalus (flathead mullet) is the source of this 2889-nucleotide messenger RNA. RefSeq names its product cytosolic 5'-nucleotidase 1A. The transcript is spliced from 6 exons. Lineage: Eukaryota; Metazoa; Chordata; Actinopteri; Mugiliformes; Mugilidae. The record is from RefSeq and is a predicted model, not a curated record. Bases 147 to 920 code for a protein of 257 amino acids. Gene Ontology annotation, molecular function: magnesium ion binding; nucleotide binding; 5'-nucleotidase activity. Gene Ontology annotation, cellular component: cytoplasm; cytosol. Gene Ontology annotation, biological process: adenosine metabolic process; nucleotide metabolic process.